Messenger RNA from Cladophialophora yegresii CBS 114405, 747 nucleotides. RefSeq lists its product as uncharacterized. The record is from RefSeq and is a predicted model, not a curated record. The transcript has a single exon. Gene Ontology annotation, biological process: regulation of DNA-templated transcription. Gene Ontology annotation, cellular component: nucleus. NCBI's taxonomy places the organism in Eukaryota, Fungi, Ascomycota, Eurotiomycetes, Chaetothyriales, Herpotrichiellaceae. Bases 1 to 747 code for a protein of 248 amino acids.
AUGAGUGGCCUGGGUCUUGUUGGCUAUGGAAGCAGUGACAGCGAUGAUGAGCCACCUACCAGAGGACCCGGGCCCUUGCGAGCUUCUUCGAAUAAUGUCGCCGAAGACCGAAAACUUGCAGCUAAUGGCACAACCAAAACAAGAGAGGUUGAUACAGCGGAAAACGGCCAUGAAGCGGCUGCCAAAGACAUAGAUGACGAUGGGCCGAUGGUAGGUCCGACGAUGCCCGAACAAUUUGACGACCAUGAGCAAGAACAGCCAUUUGAGCCUGAACGACGAAUGUCCGAACGGGAGACUAUUCAUCAUCUCACACAGGCGACUCAUCCCAUAACGUCCAUACCACCGUCGCCACCCAGUUCCCCUGAUCCAGCACUCAAUGCGAAAUUCAGGCGAUUCUUGGAACUCAAGGCGAAGGAAGUUCACUUCAACGAGGAUCUGGCAAAUAAGUCAACCUUCAGAAAUCCAGGCAUCCUGGCUACCAUGAUUAGUCGAGCAGGUCUAGAAGAGCGGGAUCAGUACAGAACCUCUCUGCCGGUAGAGAUCUUCAAUCCCGGGGGAUUUCCCGCCACUGCGUACAAGGAAGAACUUCUCCGCAACCAACAGAGUCUGAGAGAACAAGAACAGGCCACCAAGAAGACACUUUCGGCUGCCGGAAAGAGAACCAUCGAGUUCGCUUCCGCCGGGACUUCUGCCACCUCCAGUCGAGAGUCGACGGCGGAACUACCAAACAAGCGGAAACGGCCUUGA